UGUGUCAGCGAAGGUAUAAUAUCUGCAUCAGAGAGGCCUCUGGUACAAACCACCACAGGACGAAGGCUUCUGGCUGGCCACCUCCCUCGGGCACCUGGGGCUUGAACCAGGCGCCACCCUAUGGAUGGGAGAUGACUGCGAACCGGGAUGGCCGAGACUGCUUCAUCAAUCACAUGACACAGGGCAUCCCAUUCGACGACCCUCGGUUGGAGAGCUGCCAAAUCCUCCCUCCAGCCCCUCGGAGGGUGGAGAUGAGGAGGGACCCUGUGCUAGGGUUUGGUUUCGUGGCCGGCAGUGAAAAGCCAGUAGUCGUUCGCUCCGUAACACCAGGUGGCCCCUCCGAAGGCAAGCUGAUCCCGGGAGAUCAGAUCGUAAUGAUUAACGAUGAGCCAGUCAGCGCUGCGCCAAGGGAGCGGGUCAUCGACCUGGUCAGAAGCUGCAAAGAAUCGAUACUCCUCACUGUUAUUCAGCCUUACCCUUCUCCCAAGUCAGCAUUUAUUAGUGCUGCAAAAAAGGCAAGAUUAAAGUCCAAUCCAGUCAAAGUGCGGUUCUCCGAGGAGGUCAUCAUCAAUGGCCAAGUGUCGGAAACUGUUAAGGAUAAUUCACUUCUUUUUAUGCCAAAUGUUUUGAAAGUGUAUCUGGAAAAUGGGCAGACCAAAUCAUUUCGCUUUGACUGCAACACCUCCAUAAAGGAUGUCAUCUUGACUCUUCAAGAGAAGCUUUCCAUCAAAGGCAUUGAACACUUCUCCCUCAUGCUGGAGCAGAGGACGGAAGGGGCCGGAACCAAGCUGCUCUUGCUUCAUGAACAGGAGACUCUAACUCAGGUGACACAGCGGCCCAGUUCCCAUAAGAUGAGGUGUCUUUUCCGAAUUAGCUUCGUCCCAAAGGAUCCAAUUGACCUUUUAAGGAGAGAUCCAGUUGCUUUCGAAUAUCUCUAUGUUCAGAGCUGUAACGACGUCGUGCAGGAGCGGUUUGGGCCUGAGCUGAAAUACGACAUAGCCCUGCGACUGGCGGCUCUGCAAAUGUACAUCGCAACCAUUACCACCAAGCAAACGCAGAAGAUCUCUCUCAAAUACAUCGAAAAAGAAUGGGGAUUAGAGACUUUUCUUCCCUCUGCUGUGCUGCAAAGCAUGAAAGAGAAGAACAUAAAGAAAGCACUUUCACACCUUGUCAAAGCAAAUCAAAACUUGGUACCACCGGGUAAAAAGCUCUCUGCACUGCAAGCCAAGGUCCACUAUCUCAAGUUCCUCAGUGACCUUCGACUGUAUGGGGGUCGUGUGUUCAAGGCAACAUUAGUGCAGGCGGAAAAGCGCUCGGAAGUGACCCUCCUGGUUGGGCCCCGAUACGGCAUAAGCCACGUCAUAAACACCAAAACCAAUCUGGUGGCUCUUUUAGCCGACUUCAGCCACGUCAACAGAAUCGAGAUGUUUACCGAGGAGGACAGCUUGGUGCGGGUGGAGCUGCACGUGCUGGAUGUGAAGCCCAUCACACUCCUGAUGGAAUCAUCAGAUGCCAUGAACCUGGCCUGCUUAACUGCUGGCUACUACCGGCUACUUGUGGAUUCCAGGAGGUCAAUAUUUAACAUGGCCAACAAGAAAAAUACAGGGACCCAGGAAACAGGAACUGAAAAUAAAGGAAAGCAUAACCUCCUUGGCCCCGAUUGGAACUGUAUACCCCAGAUGACGACCUUUAUUGGCGAAGGGGAGCAAGAAGCCCAAAUAACAUAUAUAGAUUCAAAACAGAAGACGGUCGAUAUUUCGGAUGGCACCUUGUGUCCCAAAGACCACCGGCACCUGUAUAUAGACAACACCUAUAAUCCAGACGAACUCAACCAGCCGCUGACCCAGCCGGGGGAUGCUCCAUGUGAGGCCGACUACAGGACUCUAGCUCAGCGGUCCCUGUUGACCCUCUCAGGACCAGAAACACUAAAGAAAGCCCAGGAGUCUCCGAGAGGAGCUAAAGUGUCCUUUAUUUUUGGAGAUCUCGCCUUGGAUGAUGGCAUGAAUCCCCCGACUCUCGGCUACGAUAGACUAUUGGAGGAGAGCCCAGAACUGCUGGAGAAGCAGAGGAAUCUCUACAUCGGCAGUGCCAAUGACAUGAAGGGCCUGGAUCUCGCUCCUGAUGCUGAGAGCAUCCAGUUUGUGGCAAAUUCCGUUUAUGCAAACAUAGGUGAUGUCAAAAACUUCGAGGCUGCCGAGGGGAUAGAGGAGCCCCUCCUGCACGACAUCUGUUACGCAGAAAACACCGACGAUGCAGAGGACGAGGAUGAGGUGAGCUGUGAGGAGGACCUCGUGGUGGGAGAGAUGAACCAGCCAGCCAUCCUCAACCUGUCUGGGUCAAGCGAUGACAUCAUUGACCUCACGUCCCUGCCCCCUCCAGAAGGGGAUGACAAUGAGGAUGACUUCCUGUUGCGUUCCUUGAACAUGGCCAUCGCCGCACCCCCACCUGGCUUUCGAGAUAGUUCAGAUGAGGAGGACUCCCAGAGCCAGGCAGCCUCCUUCCUCGAGGACAAGGAGCCAGGCAGAAAUCUGCAAAGUGACGAGAUCCCCGUGUCCCUCAUUGACGCUGUGCCCACCAGCGCUGAGGGCAAGUGUGAGAAGGGCCUGGAUAACACCGUGGUUUCCACGCUGGAAUCUCUAGAAGCUCUGUCCGUGUCAGAAGAACAGCAGACCAGUGACAAUUCAGGUGUAGCCAUCUUGCGGGCUUAUAGUCCCGAGUCUUCGUCAGACUCGGGCAAUGAGACUAACUCUUCUGAAAUGACUGAGAGCUCUGAACUGGCCACAGCACAGAAGCAGUCAGAAAGCCUCUCCCGCAUGUUCUUGGCCACUCACGAAGGCUACCACCCCCUUGCAGAGGAGCAGACCGAGUUCCCCACCUCCAAAACCCCUGCCGGGGGCUUGCCUCCCAAGUCCUCCCACGCCCUGGCCACCCGCCCAGUGACUGACCUCCCGCCCAAAGUUGUGCCUUCCAAGCAGAUCCUUCACCCAGACCCCAUGGAGAUGGAGCCUGAAACCAUGGAGACCAAGUCGGUCACUGACUAUUUUAGCAAACUGCACAUGGGGUCGGUGGUGUAUUCCUGCACCAGCAAAAGGAAAAGCAAGCUGGCCGAUGGGGAGGGGAAGGCAGCGCCUAGUGCAAACAUGCCAGGGAAAAAGCAGCAGGGGACCAAAACGGCCGAGGCAGAGGAGGAAGCCAAAGGUAAAUUUGGUACUGUGUCUUCAAGGGACAGUCAACACCUAAGCACUUUUAACCUGGAAAGAACUGCCUUUCGCAAGGACAGCCAAAGAUGGUACAUGGCCGCUGAGGGGGCGGUGGCCGAGCAAAGUGGAUUGGAAGCGGCAACGGGGAUAACGUUUCCGAGAGCUUCUGGUCUGGGGACAAGGGAGGCGGAAGAGAAGGAUGAAGGGGCUCCUGAUGGAGAAGCCAGUGAGGUUUCAGCACUUGGCCAACGGGACCACUUCUUAACUGACGUGACCUGUGUAUCUUCAGCCAAAGACUUAGAUAACCCCGAGGAUACUGACCCGUCCACCUGUGACCAUCCUUCCAAGCUUCCCGAGGCGGAAGAGAGCGUGGCCCGCCUCUGUGACUACCACUUGGCCAAGCGGAUGUCAUCGUUACAAGGCGAGUGCCAUUUUUCUCUACAGAGCUCUCAAGGCUCGUCAGUGGAGGCGGGCUGUGGUACCUGUGCCGCACCUGUGGAGUCCCCACUCUGCCCCGCUAUGGGGAAGCACCUGAUGCCCGAGACUUCGGGGAAAGGCAUGAGUUACGUUCCUUCUGAGGAGAGAGCCGCUGGGCUGCCCGCCCACGGAGCCACCUUUAAGGAAUUACACCCCCAGACGGAGGGGAUGUGUCCGCGGAUGACAGUGCCCGCCCUGCACACAGCUAUUAAUGCGGAACCCCUGUUUGGCACUUUGAGAGAUGGAUGUCAUCGACUCCCCAAGAUUAAGGAAACCACAGCUUUGACAGAGCCUGGGAAGGAGAGACGAGGAGGCAUGCCUUCAGCUUGGUCUCAACAUCCUGAAGCUGAUCCCAUCCUGCUACCAUCAAACAUUCACUCGGAAUCAAAGGUGCCAAUUCCAAAUCAAGACCCUAAUGAUUUCUCCCAAGCAAAUCUGGCAUACGGAGAGGCUGUGAACUGGCGGCCACUGGAUCUGAGAGGGGGGAGCCUCGGAACACCCCCCAGCCAGAGGGCUCUGAGGCGUAGCAGCAGUAUCCUCUUGGGAUCUGUAGGUUUGGAGACCUUCCAAGAGAGAACCAAGGGUGCGGUCAGCUUAAAGUGUCCAGGUGUCACGGAAGCACAGGAGGCCAGCUCGGAAAAGCGAGCAGAACUCCCCCUGGGGAAGAAGCUCACCAAAAGUUUUUCCCAAAGCUCGAUGUUCUUUAGCUCCGAGGGGAAAGUUCACAAAAGGUCCCCGGUGGCUCACAAAGACUCAAAGCUGUAUAGGACAUUACCCUUGCGCAAGCUGGAAGGCAGCAAUUGGAGAUGCCGGGGACCUUUCAGCUACUGCUUCCUGAACCGAGGGCAGGAUGAAGACGGCGAUGAGGAUGAAGAGGAGGGAGAGGCCACACGCCAGGUCUCUUGCCUCUUUCGACCACAGAUGACUCAAGCCAUGCCAGAACCAAUCAGCCCACCUCUGGCUGUUGGGAUUCGGAAGCAAGGAGGGGAGCUGACCAGAGGGUCAGUGCUGAAGGUCUGGGCAGACGACCUGACUGGCCCAGAGGAUGCGGACUUUAGCAACCUGGCCUUCGAUGCCCGGAUUGCAAGAAUCAAUGCCCUAAAAGAGAGCACGUAUGCAAUGCCUGAUGGGUUCCUUGCAGCCCAAAACGAUGCCAAUGAGUUGCUCUGCCUUGUCAGGGCAACAAAGGGGAAGAGAGAGGAGUCACGCCCUGAAGCAUAUGACCUUACGCUUUCUCAGUACAAGCAGCUGUUGUCCAUCGAGUCCAGACAGUUGGGAAGUGCCUGUAGGAAACUGGCGAUGGCCGAGAAAAGCCCAGAGGAGAUGCUCCUAGCUAUGACUUCCAGCUUUCAAGUGCUCUGUUGCCUAACGGAAGCUUGCAUGCGAUUAGUGAAGGUCGUGAACUCAGAAACACAGCGGCAGGAAAUCGUAGCAAAGAUCAAUGAAGUGGUCAUAAACUAUAUUUGUCUCCUGAAAGCUGCAGAGGCAGCCACUGGAAAGACCAGUGGGGAUCCUAAUGUUGGACUCUCGGCGCGACAUUCAACCACCAUGGCCGCCCUCGUAAGCACACUAAUGCGUUCUCUCAAGAUGCUUUUAAAUAAAUAAAGUAUGAAAGUCACAUCAUAACCUACCUUUGCAAAGCCAUACAUGAACGUUUAUUUACUUUAUGUGUACGAUGAACAGAUGUCUCCUUUCUUCUCUCUGUAUAUUUUGUUAUUUUAUAUAAAAUAGGAGAUAAAAGUCACACUGAUGAAAUGUUGAAAUGUACUAAUCAGACGUAUUCUGUUUAUAUUAUACAUAUAUAUACAUGAAAAAGAAAUAUCCAAGAAAGUGAUGACAUUUGGCUAUUUUUCAUAUAAUUGAAACUCCAGGUAUAUGAUGUGAAGUUUUAAAUUCUACCGUGUUAGAGCAAAACAAUGAAUCCUAUCCCCUUUCCCUCCCAAGCGGAUACUUGGAGACCAUAUCAUUCAUGCUUAGAAGUUAAAAGAGAAAGAGAGAGAGAAAGAAAUCACAAUGUAUAUAAAACAGUACUUAUGUUUUAAAAUUACAAUUUUUAAGCAUUGGAAAUAGCAAAGAAGACAUUUAAGAUCCAAGAAGCUAUUAUGAAUUAAUAGAGAAUAUAUAUAAUAAAUCAAUUUUUUGCUCAUAGUGUUUGGUUAUCUGAUGCUUUCUUCCAGGAAUCCUACAUCAAAUUUAAUUUUGGCUUAUGCCAUUUGGACUAGAAAUUGGGGUGCGGUGGAUUCUAUUGUGUCACUAGAAAUGCUCUUCAUGAUGUUUCUAUAAUUAAAAUACUUCCCAAAUAGAAGAAGAGAGGUAACGAUGGGCAGGUUCCUAGGCAAUACCUAGAGUUAGAGAUUAUCUAAUUACAUAAAAUGAAAGGAAUGAAUAACAUCAAAAUUAAAAAAAAGAGAGCUCUCCUUUGAUUUAAUGUCAAAAUAUAUAAACCAAAGACGUCAUCUUCCUCCCCACCCCAACUCAACCGUGAAACUUAGAAUCCCAUUAAGAGUGACAGAACAUUUAGUGAAGUAUUUGCAAAAUUACAAAAAGCCACAAUCAAGGAUCAUCGGAGUCAGUGCAGAUCCAGUCCUAUAAAGUGGACAGGACACCAGCCUAUGAGGCACGGCUCUCCGCAUAGAGCUUUGUGCAUCACCUCUACAGGGCCAAUGCUUCCAACCAAAUUCGGAAUCCCAGCCUAACAUUGGGACAGUUUCAAAUCCGGAAUGUUCCAGAAAAUCAGGGAGAGAUGGCUCCUCUAAUAUAGAAGCCAUGAUAAAGUAUUCAGUAGAAGUUCUCAUUUGGAAUGGUAGAUAGAAAUAGGAAAGCUGGGUGGAAAACAAACAAGUGGUAAAUUUGACCACUUCCGGUGAAACUGAUGGAACAUAAAGAAGUCUUCAGAACUGUCCUCUGUCUACAAAUGUAUCUUUGGGUCAAAGCAAAAGGAUGCAAGCCGCAAUUGUCAAAUAAAAUAGACAUGUACAUAUGUACUUCAUGGGUCAUUUAGUGCUUAAGCUCCGCCCACUCCUGUUUAUGUAGAUGGCUCCUUAAAAGAUGACGGGAGUAUGCCAGGUGCAAAUAUUUCAUUCUUGUAGCCUACUGGGCAGGAGGUGUAAGAGUCUGUAGUUGCUAUCUCUUCUCAUCAGUCGUUCCUUAGAGAUGCCAUCACAAAAGUCACACAUAUUUCUAGAUGGUAGCAAACAAAAGGAGUUUAGCUGUGUGUUAUUAUAAAUAAUGUUUAAAUAAUACAACAUUAUUUUCUUAUAAUUAUAAAUAUUGGUGUUUGAUAUUGAUAAAUAUUAAUGGUGUUUACUGUGGAAAUUUUUGGUAAAUAUUCUGUGCACUAAAAUGCUAACAUUAAUAGGAUGUGUGUUCUAUGUCAGACAAUGUGCUAAGCAUAUCACAUAUAUUUAACCAUCAGAACAAUCUUAUGGUUUGGACACUGUUGUUAAUUCCCUACGGAGGCAAUAUGGUUUAAUCGUUAAGGACAUGGGGCCUGGGGUCAGAAACUUCUUGAUUUACAUCUGGACUCUGCCAUUUUCUACCCCUUUCAUCUUGGGAAAGUUAAUGUUUUCUAAACCUCGAUUUCCUUAUAGUAAAACGAAAAUCUCUUUCCAUAGGAUUGUCAUGACUUUUAAGUACAAUCACGUGUGUGAAGGUUUUACUGCAUUACCUGGCAGAGUAAACACUUUAAUGUUAAGAUAAUUUCAUCAUAGUCAUUACGUCAAAUAUAUUGCCCAAGAUAACGUGUGGGAGAUGUUUGCUUUAUAUGCAUAUUGUCUCCUGCCUGUAUGUGCAGGAUGCAUUAUGUGCGUUGCAUGUGUCUAAAAGGAGCGUACAAGGAAGUGGUGAUCCUUGUUCAAAUCCUAUGCGGUUAGAACGGCUUUUAGUCCCUUCCAGUUCUUUGAGAGGCCUCAGUGAAGCAGCUCUGGGUCUUUCCAGAUCAUCUCCCAUUACCUAUGGGUGCUCCGGUACAUUUCUCUUACAAACAAACUCUUCAGUACUUCGAAAACCUCAAGCCCCCCCCCACCACCACCAAUUCACUACACAUGGGGCUCCUGAGUGGGGUCCAGGUCCACUAGAGUGUAGGAAGAACAUGUUAGAAUGAUCCUUGUGUUUAUUUUUAUCUAGCCUUUUUUAUGUUUGUGUAUGUUUUAUAAUGGCUUAAUAGUGUGGUGGUAUAUGUACAUCAUUUUAAAUAAAUAAAUCAAUUA
Mirounga angustirostris (Northern elephant seal) is the source of this 7885-nucleotide messenger RNA. RefSeq names its product FERM and PDZ domain containing 4 (gene FRMPD4). The transcript is spliced from 17 exons. Lineage: Eukaryota; Metazoa; Chordata; Mammalia; Carnivora; Phocidae. Bases 132 to 5282 code for a protein of 1716 amino acids. Gene Ontology annotation, cellular component: cytoskeleton; dendritic spine. The record is from RefSeq and is a predicted model, not a curated record. Gene Ontology annotation, molecular function: phosphatidylinositol-4,5-bisphosphate binding; protein binding.